AAAAAAUAAAUGUGUGGAUUCGAACAUCAUGGUAGCGUGUGGGCUGCACGGCUGCACGACCGUGCUGUGGCACAUCGCAGACCAUGCAGGGCAUCCCCAUGCAGUGUACUGUAGACACGGUAGCCUCCAGAUAGACCACACAAAAUUAACUUACUAAUCUUCCUGCAUCUUUCUACCGCAGAUUUCUCUUUAGUUGCUUCGAUAUCUACGGUGGAACCAUGAAUACAACCAUUCCCUCUUUGAUAAGCACCACGACCCCGCUGGACAGCACACAAGGACCUCCCAGUGAUCCCAAGGACUUUUCCGAGUUUGUGGAUGAGAGCACUCACCAUAAUGUGGGUGAUGUGAGCAAGGAAGUGAAUCCCAACCAACCAGUGCAAGAGGUGAUUGGGAAGCAGGAAGACAAGGCGGUCUUUUGCCUUCGAAUGGUGGUGAUGUUGGUCUUGCUGGGCGCCGCUGUGGGUGUUUCCACAUCCGUGUACCUGUUCUUGGAUAAUGGGGAAAAGGCAGCCUUUGAGGACCAGUUUGACUCGGAUGCUGCCAAGGUGAUUGAAGAAACAGGCAAGACGCUGGACAACACGUUGGGACCGGCGGAUGCUCUCCUGGUCAAUCUGGUGGCUCACUCUCGAACACUCCCCAAGAGACUGCCCAACCAAACAACGGCAUUCCCCUUUGUCACUCUGCCUUCCUUUGGUCUACAAGCGACCAAGAUGCUGCGCAAUUCUAAAGGCUUUAACCUCUAUGUGGCGCCCAAACUGGAGCAGGAACAAGUCCCCGAAUGGAAGACAUUCAUCAAUGAGACCCACAAGACAUGGAUCGACGAGGGGUUGGCUGUGGCCGAGACGGAUCCCGACUACGACGGGUUGAUCUACAAAGCGUACAAAAACAGGACCUGUCCGGACUUGUACACCUGGGGAGGACAAGUGGUCGACCUGCCACGUCCUGAUGUGGGCUUUUAUCUUCCCAAGGUAAUGGAAUAUCCCAUUGUGACUGGGGCCGGGAGUAGAAAUGGGUGUCCCUACAAUGUCGAUAUGGCACGAGCCUCUAGGGAAACUUCAAAGGUCAUGAACAUGAUGAAGACACAACGCAAGGCAGCCAUUGGACAGUUUUCCAAUAUCAAUUUCAAUCGAUCCGAUCCCGUUCAAGAGCAGCAAUACUUAGCAUUGAUUGGCUUUUACAGUUUAUUCCUUCCCAAAGAAGAGGACCCCUCUGAACCCAUCUGCUCCAUUAUGAUGCCCAUCUUUGAUGCCGUUGAUACUGUCUAUCUCGAUGACAGCAGUCGUGCCAGUCCAGAAGACUUUGUGGGGUUCUUUGGACUCAGCAUUCAAUUCAAAGCAUGGAUUCGGAAUAUUCUACCCGAAAAGUCCAAUGGGAUUAUUGUGGUUGCCGAACAAUCAUGUGGUGCUGCCAUCCCAUUCACCUAUCGCAUUGAUGGUGCCCAAACCACCUACCUUGGAACGGGGGAUCACCAUGAUCCCAAGUACGAUCACAUGGUCCGCUCAGUGGUACUCCAGGCGUUGACUGAUCCUAAUGUCUUUGACCAUGGCACUUCCUACACUGGAGUCCCAUUGGCUGCAGACUUUUGUCCCAUUACCAUCAACAUCUAUCCAUCGCAGGACAUGGAGGACAAUCAUCGCACCAACACACCUCUCUAUCUGACCAUUGUUGCUGCAGGCAUCUUUGUCUUUACGUCGCUUGUCUUUGUCUGUUACGAUUUCCUGGUGGAACGACGCCAAAGAAAAGUCAUGGACCGCGCCGUGGCAUCCGGUGCCAUUGUUUCCAGCCUGUUCCCACAGGAAGUGGCCCAAAAGCUUUAUGAAGAAAACAAGGCCAAGUUUCAGAAGGAAGAGCAACAGCGAAAUUAUAAGAGUGGUCAAGUACCAGGACUGCACUCACUGCCUUUGGUCAAUGACAUGAAUCAAAUCGCACAGCUUCAUCCGGAAUGCACUGUCUUUUUUGCUGAUCUUGCUGGCUUUACGGCUUGGAGUGCCAAAAGACAGCCCACCGAAGUGUUUCAAUUGCUAGAGACACUCUAUGGCGAAUUCGACAAGAUUGCGGACCGUCGGCGAGUGUUCAAAGUCGAAACAAUAGGAGACUGUUACGUAGCGAUCACGGGCUGCCCCAAACCACAAAACACUCAUGCUGUAAUCAUGUGUCGAUUUGCUCGAGACUGCAUGAACCGAAUGACUGAAGUCACUGCUGAACUGUCUGACAGCCUUGGAGAAGACACCGCAACCCUGGGCUUUCGAGUUGGCUUGCACAGUGGUCCCGUCACCGCAGGAGUGCUGCGGGGCCAAAAGGCUCGCUUCCAACUCUUUGGAGAUACGGUCAAUACUGCUGCCCGCAUGGAAAGCAACGGUGUGAAGGGGCGCAUUCACAUUUCCCAGUCUACCGCGGACUCUUUGAUGGCCCAGAACAAGGGCGACUGGCUUUCGGAGCGACAAGACAAGAUCACGGCCAAGGGGAAGGGUGUCAUGACAACCUACUUUGUGACUCCCAGGUCUGCUGGGACCCUAACUACAGAAAGUGUUGUUUCGCAUCGUAGUGGAUUUGGCAGUAAUACAUUUGGCAGCAUAGAGGAAGGUAUGGAGGGAAUACCAGAAUUGCAUGUCAAUACUAUGGAGGUCUAGAAUUUGUGAGUUGCUUCAUGUUCAUAUUGAGGCUCAAUGACACACAAUUCCAUUUCCAAUGCCUGCAAAGCUUCUAAGAAAUCAUUGCUAGCUUAAGCACAUAUCAUAGUGGAUGGAUUACAGUGCCCGGAGAGCAAUCUGAGACUCGACAAAUAGUACGUACCCAACACCGAAUUAGAUCCGUCGGCUGGAAUCGACGAAUCAUCCUGGACGCCACCCAGCUGUAGCAGCAUGUCCCGAAGCACAACUGGACUGGAACGAGUGCCAGGCACUGAGGUUUGGAUCUUUGGAUUUCAUUAUCGAGCGGUCAGUUGCCAAUGCCGUUGCUUUGCUUAAGUUUGGCCCUCGCUAGAUAAGCUACUUACUCUAAACCCCCUUUGCUUGGUCGAAGAAUGACGUUACUAUGGGUUAGAGGGGGCUAUGGGGAGGAUGGGUGACAGAGGAAGAGGGCAGGAUGGAAGAAUGCAUGCUGAGGAACAAACGAUCGAGUGAGCAGAGCAGCAUCAAAACAAGGGAGGAAAGGGUGGCAAAGGAGGAGGGCAGAAAGGAAAAAGUGUGUCCCAGAGUGUAGAUCUCCUCGAUGUGCGGCCGGGAAGUUUGCAAGUGUCCGCAAAGUGGGGCUGAAUGGGACGCGACCGAACACGACGGAAGUCCCAAGACCAGAACUGCGCCGAUUUUGUUGUUUGCUGCUUCUAUGCGUUCACAAUGGCCAAUAGUAGCAAACCAAUGUGGUCCCACGGAACGGCGCCGUAGUAGCGGUAGAUGCAGGUUCGGCGGCAAUCGGGGCUUGUGGUCAUUGACGAUUUCGACAAUUGCACAUUUCUACUAGCUCCAUGGAGAGCUGAGAAGGGCAGUGAAGUUAAAAUCCCGAGAAUUGCAGCUUCAACAAAACAAUAACGCAGCAAUGAAGUUUUCCGAAACAGCCAUUGUUCUUCUUCUCCGAGAUCAAAGAAUACACGCUAGCUACAUGUAGUAGCUCUACGUAGCAACCCAGUCCAAGAUCUCUCGAACUGGCAAAGGCACUGGGAUUGGAGAUGCCACAAAACGCAUCCAUGAAUGUCAGCCGCGAACCCUGGUUUUUCAAAACAGCCAGAGAUCUUUUUCUCCAACAUCAAAUACACGCUAGUACAAGUACUGGCAAGGACCCCUCACAACUUGAUGUCUCGGCAUGCAAAACCCACGACGAACCUUUUCUUGGAAAUGGACGUCACACGGCAACACCCACCAUCAAGAUGAUCAAUUGCAGGCACUGGGAUGAGCUCCAUGGCUGCUGCCAUGGACUGAUCUGGAACCAUCAAAAUCUUGCCAAGGCCCAAUUAAAUAUUUGCGCGGGCAUUACGCCAUUCAGGCGGACAGACGAGUUCAAACAUUAAGGGCUACCACUAGCUGGUGAUGAACCAGGUCGUUGUACCUGAAGGGGCCGUGCCGCCGAUGAUGAUGUGUUCGAACCAAUGGGGUCAAAUUCCGUGUUCCGGAUCAGCUCCAUCAAGCAC
Messenger RNA from Seminavis robusta, 4123 nucleotides. The record is from the annotation of a GenBank genome assembly. Lineage: Eukaryota; Bacillariophyta; Bacillariophyceae; Naviculales; Naviculaceae.